UUUAUCAGGCACUUGAGGGAUUGCGCGCGAGUCAGUCGUGCUUUACCCAUUCAAGAGUGAAGAUCACAAGUAUUAAACCAAAGUAUCAUUAAUUUAUUACCGAUUACUUCUAACUUAAAUUCUAUCUAUUUAAAAAUGGAAAAACUCAUAGGACGAAUUUUACUGUGUGGAGCGAUCCUGAAUCUCAGUUCAUCAAGCGCAAUCAGGGAGGAUAUCGCGAUCGUUCGUAUCUGCAAUGCCAGCGACCCCAUUGACGUACACAUAUUCAAUGACUACAUGAUGCAUCACAACUUUAAUCACUUGGAGAAUCAGGCCCAGCAUGAACUCGCUUGCUUCUUGUUAUGCAUCUACAGUGAACAUCAUUGGAUGGAUCGUCACGGCAGCUUCAAAGUUCAUAACAUCAAGUCAUGGAUGCUGAGUGCUGAGCUCCCCGAACCCGAUACGGAAAUAAUGUUGCGAAUUUGCACAAAACCUGAAUUCUCAGAUCCAUGUAAUCGAGCCCGGCAGUUCACCGAGUGCUUCUGGUCUACUAAUCAGGGAAUUCCAAGGGCCAGCUAUCACCACACGCUUCACUCGAUGAUUCGAAAAGGGGAUUUAGCAUAGCCCAGGCCCUUGGUACAGUUCCCCAGCUGUUCCAACGCCUAGAAUCACCGAUGAGCCAUCUCGUGUCAAUAAUUAAUUGUAACUUCGUCGACGUUUGCUGCACCUGUACAUCCUCCUUAUCUUCUGGAUGUCCCGUCUACUGAAUCCCUCGCGUUGCCCAAGCAUAGUAUUCGUUCUCCCCUGGAAUACUUCGCCAAUGAGAUCCAAAAGGCCAUUCCCUUCCUGGGAGGAUCACACAAUCAAGUUGUAAUAUUGUUGGAUCAUUAAUAAGAGAUUAUACACUAUUGUAUUCAAUAAUAAAACUAAAGAGAUUCAACUCUUGCGCUGAA
This is a messenger RNA of Diachasma alloeum, 932 nucleotides long. RefSeq lists its product as uncharacterized. The record is from RefSeq and is a predicted model, not a curated record. Bases 136 to 603 code for a protein of 155 amino acids. The transcript is spliced from 6 exons. Gene Ontology annotation, molecular function: odorant binding. NCBI's taxonomy places the organism in Eukaryota, Metazoa, Arthropoda, Insecta, Hymenoptera, Braconidae.